Sorex fumeus (smoky shrew) is the source of this 2959-nucleotide messenger RNA. It is a transcript of the gene MAMDC2, whose product is annotated as MAM domain containing 2. The annotation marks the transcript as partial. The transcript is spliced from 13 exons. The record is from RefSeq and is a predicted model, not a curated record. Gene Ontology annotation, cellular component: membrane. Lineage: Eukaryota; Metazoa; Chordata; Mammalia; Eulipotyphla; Soricidae.
AACUCGUUUUGUGCCCACACAGCCCUGCAACUUGCGGGCGCCCGGGAGUUGCCCGCGGGCUCCUGCGCCUUUGAAGAGGGCACGUGUGACUUUGACUCCGAGUCCGAGUUCCUGCCGUGGAUCUUAAAUGAGGAAGGACAUUAUAUUUUUGUGGACACCUCCUUUGCCAAGCAGGGGGAGAAAGCCAUACUAGUAAGUUCUGACUUAGAGGCUGAGGAAUGGAGCUGCCUUCGACUAGUCUACCAGAUAACUUCAUCUGACAGGGCUCCCGCCGAACCCAGCCAACUGAAUCUUUAUGUGAGAUUUGAAGAUGAAAACUUUGAUCGCUUACUUUGGUCCACUAAGGAACCAUCAGAUAGCUGGCUCAUAGCCAGUUUGGAUUUGCAAAAUAGUCCCAAGAAAUUCAAGAUUUUAAUAGAAGGUAUCCUAGGACAGGGAAACGUAGCCAGUAUUGCACUCUUUGAAAUCAAGAUGACAACCAGCUACUGCAUUGAAUGUGACUUUGAGGAAAACCAUCUCUGUGGCUUUGUGAACCACUGGAACCCCAACGUGAACUGGUUUGUUGGUGGAGGAAAUAUUCGGAAGCCCCAUUCCAUUCUCCCGCAGGAUCACACCUUGAAGAAUGAACUGGGUCACUACAUGUACGUGGAUUCAGUUUAUGUCAAACACUUCCAAGAAGUAGCCCAGCUUAUCUCUCCAAUGACCACGGCCUACAUGUCUGGCUGCCUGUCAUUUUAUUACCAAGUUCAGCAAGGAAACGACAAUGUCUUCUCCCUUUAUACUCGGGACGCUGCUGGCCUUUAUGAAGAAAUCUGGAAAAUGGACAAUCCAGGAAAUACAGAAUGGAACCUUGCGGAAGUGGAAUUCAGUGCUCCCUACCCCUUGGAGGUUAUUUUUGAAGUUGCUUUCAAUGGGCCCAAAGGAGGGUAUGUUGGCCUGGAUGAUAUUUCCUUCUCUCCUGUACGCUGCCAAAAUCAAACAGAACUGCCAUCCAGGGCCAUUCAAGCAAGCUGCAGUUUUGAGGAAGAUCUCUGCAGCUUUUACCAGGAUAAAGAAAGUCGGGGUUGGACCCGAGUGAAAGUAAAACCAAACAUGUAUCGCCCUGGAGACCACACUUCUGGUUUUGGCUAUUACUUGCUGGCCAACACAAAGUUUACCUCUCAGUCUGGCUACAUUGGAAGGCUCUAUGGCCCCUCGCUGCUUGGAAACUUACCAUAUUGUCUACGUUUUUAUUAUGCCAUCUACGGGUUUUUGAAAAUGAGUGAUGCUCUAGCAGUUUUUAUUUUUGAAGAAAACCAUGUGGUGCAAGAGAAGAUCUGGUCUGUGCAGGAGUCCCCCAGAGGGGUUUGGCUUCACACUGAAAUCACCUUUAAGAAGCCCAUGCCUACCCAGGUGGUCUUCAUGAGCCUAUGCAAAAGUCUUUGGGACUGUGGACUCGUCGCCCUGGAUGACAUUACUGUUGAGAUAGGAAGCUGCUUAUCUCCAGAGCGGCAUCUAUCUCCCCCUGGAGAGUGUACUUUUGAACAAGAUGAAUGUGCAUUUACUCAGGAAAGACGUGAUCGGGGCAGCUGGCACAGAAAAAGGGGAGGAACUCCGACUUCCUACACAGGACCCCGGGGCGAUCACACAACUGGGGUAGGCCAUUACAUGUACAUUGAGGCCUCCCACAUGGUCUAUGGGCAAAAAGCACAGCUCGUGUCCAGGUCUCUGCAUGGAGUCUCCGGGAAACACUGCCUGACCUUUUUCUACCACAUGUAUGGGUCAGGGACUGGCCUGCUCAGCGUUUAUUUGAAAAAGGAAGAUCAGGAGUCCCUGUUAUGGAGAAGAAGAGGUGAACAGAGCAUUUCCUGGCUCCGAGGUUUGAUCGAGUACAGCUGUGAGAGGCAGCACCAGAUCAUUUUUGAAGCAAUUCGGGGAGUGUCGAUACGCAGUGACAUUGCCAUUGAUGACGUUAAAUUUCAAGCAGGACCCUGUGAAGAAAUCGAAGAUACAACUCAACAAUCAUCAGGAUAUUCUGAAGACUUAAAUGAAAUUGAGUAUUAAGAAAUUAUCUGAAAUAGAUUAAACAAAAGCCAUACCUCUCUUCAAUCAAAAUGAAAGCAAAACAAAUUAACAUGGAACAAUCUUCACCAUUUCAUAAGUUAUGAAAUUAUUUUCAAGCUCUCUUUUCAUUACUUUUGCCAAAAAAAAAAUACUGACUCAGGGCUUUUUUGUUUAUUUUUAUAUGACAACUGUACAGUCUCUGCAAGUACAGGCUGCUGGUUUUGUGUAGAUCUUCAUUUUUGUACCAGUAAAAACUACACAUGGACUAUAUUAAAGUCAUUUAAAAGCUUGCAAGUAAGGGCACAAUCAAAAGGAAAUGUCCUCACUUAAAUCUGCAUUCAGUGAAUGUACUGGGAAGAGAAUAAGUUUUGUGGGUUUCCUUUAGAAUUUCAAUGAUCAUAAAAUGUUUUUUAAUUAAUGUGUGGUAUCAGUGAUACCUGCAGAAUGAAUGCAGUCUUUUAAUGCUUAAAAAUGAGUCUAAGAAUAUAAAAUCUUAUUUUCUGUGUUUUAUCCAUAGAAAUUGACUAUUUAAUUUUCUUACCAUAUAUGAUAACAAAGAAUCUUUCAUGGAUGUUCCAGGGUAAGUCAGUAUUAAUUAAUGUUGCAUUACAAAGUAAUAUAAUUUUCCCUUAAUUUUCCUCCCUUUAAACUACUUUUAAAAGUCACUAUGAGCACAUGAAUAGAAAUUGCAUUUUUUUUAUGAAGCAAGCUUGCAAAUGUUUAUGUACACACACUCAAAAACAUUUAGGUUUUGUUAAACAAUUUCAUAAUUUUUUAUGUAUCAGUUUUGAGUAAUAUGAAUUCAAGCAUAUAUAAUAAACUACUGCAUCUUCUAUACCUGUUUAGAAAAUUGUACAUACAUGGUUGUAUACUCACACAACUAUUAAAAAAUUCCAAAAUACCUAAUAAAAAUCAG